AUGUUACAACCAUUAAAACAUAUUCUUCAACAAAAACAUAUUAUAUUAGCUAGUAGUUCACCACAACGUAAACAAUUACUUCAAUCGAUUGGCUUAAAUUUUGAUAUAAUUAUUUCUGAUUUUGCUGAAGAUCUUGAUCGCACAUCAUAUAAAGAAAAUCUUUCUCAAUAUGUUAUUGAUACAGCUGAACAUAAAUGUCGUCAUGUCUAUCAACAAAUUAAAUUAAAUGAGAAUGAGAAAAAUAAUUUAAUUAUUAUAGGUGCUGAUACAAUGUGCUCAUUAAAUAAUGUUGUCUAUGGAAAACCAUGUGAUAAAGAAGAUGCUUUUCGUAUGCUAAAAACAUUCUCUAAUAAUACACAUCAAGUUUGUACUGGUGUUUGUCUUCUACAAGGAGAUAUGAUAAUAAAGACAUUUUCUGAAACUACUGAUGUUACAUUUGGUUCAAUUGAUGAUGAAACUAUUCGAGCCUAUGUUGAAACAGGUGAACCAAUGAAUAAAGCAGGAGCUUAUGGUAUACAAUCUUUAGGCGCAACAUUGGUUAAGAAAAUAGAUGGUGACUAUUUUAAUGUAGUUGGUUUUCCAAUUUAUCAUUUUUGUACACAAUUGAAGGCGUUACUGAAUAAUGAAAUCAAAUAA
This is a messenger RNA of Rotaria sordida, 636 nucleotides long. The record is from the annotation of a GenBank genome assembly. NCBI's taxonomy places the organism in Eukaryota, Metazoa, Rotifera, Eurotatoria, Philodinida, Philodinidae.